AUGGAGGCUUCCCAACCUCUCUCCAUCGAAAGUUUCUCAUAUAGUUGGUUAGUGAACCUAAAGCCUACCUUUGAUAGCCUAGAAGACUCACUUAGGGCCUCCCUUGAUGCAUCCGAUGAAGCUUCCUUCAUAGAGAUGGACCCAAAAUUAACAGCCUCAAAGAGAUUUUUCAGAAACUCCCAGGACUUCAACUUUGACUUUCCUGUAUCACAGUCUCCUCUAACCCUUGUUCAUGCUGAUGAGCUAAUCUCCAACGGCUUCCUUCUGCCUCUUUUUGUAAAUCCAUUGAAGAUGGAAGCAUAUGGUUCGUCAGAUUCCUGUCCAACUACACCAAUCUCCUCAAAUGCCCAGAAAAGUAUUAAUUCAGCCAGAAAGGCUCGCUGCUCAUCCUUUAGAAGGUGUAGAAGAUUGUCAAAUCGAAUCCUUCAGAAGUACUUGGAGUUUAUCAGGCCUCUGUGUCAGAAACUACGGGGCAAAAGAUCCAGCUGCCCCAGAACUGUUACUGCUGACAAGAGAAUGCUAGAAGUAAAAAGCUGGAUUUAUUCACCGGCAACUUCUCCAAGGACAAGUGUGGCUUAUUCUGUUGAUAAUUGGCGCAGGUCCUGCGAUUCUGAGAGCUCAAUUCACGAGGCAGUUCUCCACUGCAAAAGAUCCAUUGGUAUGCCAAACUCCUUAACAAGUUUUUGA
Thlaspi arvense is the source of this 687-nucleotide messenger RNA. The record is from the annotation of a GenBank genome assembly. NCBI's taxonomy places the organism in Eukaryota, Viridiplantae, Streptophyta, Magnoliopsida, Brassicales, Brassicaceae.